Molecule: messenger RNA, 3807 nt
Organism: Arabidopsis thaliana (thale cress)
Lineage: Eukaryota; Viridiplantae; Streptophyta; Magnoliopsida; Brassicales; Brassicaceae
Gene: ANX1
Product: Malectin/receptor-like protein kinase family protein
Exons: 2
Coding region: 1008-3560 (850 amino acids)
Cellular component (GO): plasma membrane
Molecular function (GO): protein serine kinase activity; ATP binding; protein serine/threonine kinase activity
Source: RefSeq, marked reviewed
UUUACUUGAUGUGUAUAUAAAGCAGAAAUGACCAGAAGCUAAUGUGUUAGGUGGCUUGUGAAUGCAAAUUGGGGCUCUAGUUUAUGGUUUUACUACCUCUUUAAGAGACUAUGAUCAAAGCUUAAGGGCUUUGAAUCCUGUGGAUUUUUUUUUAUGAAUGUUCUUAGUGUGAUGGCCGCGCUCGAACAUAUUACGCGGCCAACAAAAAAAGGUUAUUAUGGGUCGGGUUGAUCAGAUGUCUACUUUUAUGCUCUUCUCUAGUUGGAUUUUUCCCAACCCGACCAGAUAAACUUUGAAGAGACUCUUAGUGCUUUAAUGGAGAAUAACAAACUAGUUUCCACCAUUGAUCUAUGUAAUGGAUAAAAGUCAAAAAGCUAUUUUCUUCCAUUGCUUAAAAUUUGACGAUUGAUUCAUCCAGAUCUUUAGGGACUUUCUUUGUUUAGAUCCUUGACCAUUCUAAGAAAAGAGUUUCAAAACAUGUCGUAGUCUAUCUCUAUCAAGUCAAACUUUCAAAAGUUUGUAAUAAUGUUAUUGAAACAAUAUGGUCUAAGAGUUCUAUAUUUAGAUUACAUGAAUUUUCAUGUUGUAGUCAAAGAACAAAAGUCUUUUCAGUUUCUCUAACUAUAUGCUAAACAUAGCUUGUUCGGGUAAUCCUCUCCACCACGAAUUUUUCUAACUAAUUUUGUUUCUCUUUCAGACAGAACGACGGAAAAUGAGAAAAACACCAGUAACCUCAUAAUUACAAACAAAAAAAAACUAGACAAAACGAGAAAAUAGAAAAGAAAAAAGAGUGUGUACCUUGUUUUUUUUUUUCUUGCAAGGUUUUUGCUUCUUGUUCAUCCAUGCAAGUCCUGACUUUCUAUGGUUAGGUUACAGAGACAAUAAGAAAUAAACUUCUAAUUUUGUCCACAAGCGUAAAAGUGAUCUUAAUUCUUACAAAAAAGAAAGCUUUUCUCUCCUCAUUUUUUGUUUAAGGCAAAGAGUCUCUACCCGUUGAUGUGUCAGCCAUGAGCGGGAAAACUCGGAUUCUCUUUUUCCUCACAUGUCUCUCCUUUCUAUUGGUUUUUCCAACUAGAUCUAACGGACAAGAUUUAGCUCUGAGCUGCGGGACAUCAGAAGCUUCUGCUGACCAAGAUAAGAAAAAAUGGGAACCAGAUACAAAGUUUUUAAAGACUGGAAACUCAAUUCACGCAACGGCUACAUAUCAAGACCCUUCACUUCUCUCAACAGUUCCUUAUAUGACAGCCAGAAUCUUUACAGCUCCAGCAACUUAUGAAAUCCCGAUUAAAGGAGAUAAAAGACAUUUGCUUCGGUUAUAUUUCUACCCAUCAACAUACACCGGUCUCAACAUUUCCAACUCGUAUUUCACUGUGGAAGCUAACGAUGUUACCUUACUGAGCAAUUUCAGCGCCGCGAUUACGUGUCAAGCUUUGACUCAAGCUUAUCUGGUUAAAGAAUACUCUCUUGCACCCACUGACAAAGAUGUUUUGAGCAUCAAGUUUACCCCUUCAGAUAAAUACCGAGACGCAUUUGCCUUUAUAAACGGUAUCGAGGUGAUUCAGAUGCCGGAAUUGUUUGACACGGCGGCUCUUGUUGGUUUCACAGACCAAACAAUGGAUGCCAAGACUGCGAAUCUUCAGUCAAUGUUUAGACUUAAUGUUGGUGGUCAGGACAUCCCUGGAAGCCAAGACUCCGGUGGGUUGACAAGAACUUGGUAUAAUGAUGCACCUUACAUCUUUAGUGCGGGUCUUGGUGUUACACUUCAAGCAAGCAACAAUUUUAGGAUCAACUACCAGAACAUGCCGGUGUCUAUAGCUCCAGCCGAUAUAUACAAAACCGCAAGAUCUCAAGGCCCAAACGGAGAUAUCAACCUCAAAUCCAAUCUUACAUGGAUGUUCCAAAUCGAUAAGAACUUCACCUACAUUUUGAGACUCCAUUUCUGCGAAUUCCAGCUUUCCAAGAUCAACCAGAAGGUUUUCAACAUUUACAUCAAUAACAGAACAGCGCAGGCAGAUACUACUCCUGCAGAUAUAAUAGGGUGGACAGGAGAGAAAGGAAUCCCGAUGUACAAAGACUACGCGAUAUAUGUUGAUGCCAACAACGGAGGCGAAGAGAUUACACUUCAGAUGACUCCAUCAACUUUUGGUCAACCGGAAUAUUAUGAUUCAUCUCUUAACGGGUUAGAGAUUUUCAAGAUGGACACCAUGAAAAAUCUUGCGGGUCCAAACCCCGAGCCAUCGCCUAUGCAAGCUGAGGAAGAGGUUAAAAAAGAAUUCAAGAACGAAAAGAGACACGCUUUCAUCAUUGGUUCGGCCGGAGGAGUUUUAGCGGUUUUAAUCGGUGCCUUGUGUUUCACGGCCUACAAGAAGAAACAAGGAUAUCAAGGAGGCGACUCUCACACAUCAAGUUGGCUUCCUAUAUAUGGAAACUCUACCACAUCAGGAACCAAAUCAACCAUCUCAGGGAAGAGCAACAAUGGAAGUCACCUAUCCAAUCUCGCAGCAGGUUUAUGCCGUAGAUUCUCUUUACCAGAAAUCAAACACGGAACACAAAACUUCGAUGAUUCCAACGUCAUUGGAGUUGGAGGGUUUGGUAAAGUCUACAAAGGAGUUAUAGACGGCACAACUAAAGUAGCGGUAAAAAAAUCAAACCCAAAUUCAGAACAAGGACUCAACGAAUUCGAGACAGAAAUCGAACUCCUCUCAAGACUAAGACACAAACACUUAGUCUCCUUGAUAGGAUACUGCGACGAGGGAGGAGAAAUGUGUCUCGUAUACGAUUACAUGGCAUUUGGAACACUCCGUGAGCAUCUAUACAACACAAAGAAACCACAAUUAACUUGGAAACGAAGGCUAGAGAUAGCUAUUGGAGCAGCAAGAGGAUUACAUUACCUUCACACAGGAGCAAAGUACACGAUUAUACACAGAGACGUUAAAACAACUAACAUCCUCGUAGAUGAGAACUGGGUAGCCAAAGUUUCAGACUUUGGGUUAUCCAAAACUGGACCUAACAUGAAUGGAGGCCAUGUAACAACCGUCGUCAAAGGAAGCUUCGGUUAUUUAGAUCCUGAAUACUUCAGAAGACAACAACUGACUGAGAAAUCAGACGUUUACUCAUUCGGAGUUGUUCUGUUCGAAAUCUUAUGCGCAAGACCAGCGUUAAACCCGAGUUUGCCUAAGGAACAAGUGAGUCUCGGAGACUGGGCAAUGAAUUGCAAACGAAAAGGGAAUUUAGAGGAUAUAAUCGAUCCGAAUCUGAAAGGGAAGAUCAAUGCAGAGUGUUUGAAGAAAUUUGCAGACACGGCGGAGAAGUGUCUUAACGAUAGUGGAUUAGAACGGCCGACAAUGGGAGAUGUUUUGUGGAAUCUCGAAUUCGCACUUCAGCUUCAAGAGACUGCUGACGGGACUCGUCAUCGGACUCCGAAUAAUGGAGGAAGCUCUGAGGAUCUCGGUAGAGGAGGCAUGGCGGUUAACGUCGCCGGUAGAGAUGAUGUGAGUGAUCUCUCCUCAGAGGACAAUACCGAAAUAUUCUCUCAGAUUGUAAAUCCCAAAGGACGAUAAGGAUUAGAAAAGGAAUCUGGGUAACAAAAUUUGAAGAUGAUUUCAUUUAUAUUGAGUGGUAUUUUUCAAUAAAAACAUUUGUAAAAUUAUAUCCCUUUGUGAUGUUACAUGUAAUCAAAAAUACAUUGUAUUAAGAUUCGUAGUUAGAAUUUUUCUAUGGUAAAUUUUUGUAUUAAGUUAUAUUUUACUGAGUUUAUUAAGCUAGAAACAAAUUAUUAUAUUAACCGGAAAACUGUAUAGUAGAAAA